AUGCAUCAGUCUCACCUUAUCUCAUCUUCUAUCCCCUCAGCCCGAAACACCCUGCAGCAAGCCGCCGCUAAAGACGCCUUAUUCGACGAGUGCAUGGAGCCACAUGCGAGGAGCGAGGCACCCCGCUUUGUUCAGCUCUUGAAUGUUGGUUGCGACAUGAGGAAUGCGCUGAGGGUGACAAGUGUACAGCUGGGACAGCGGAUGGGUGAACGGUACAGCUUGCAUUAUGGGUCUGUUGAGCAGGUGGGAUUUGGAUACGAGGUUAGGAAUGAGAUUUGA
Penicillium antarcticum is the source of this 279-nucleotide messenger RNA. RefSeq lists its product as uncharacterized. The record is from RefSeq and is a predicted model, not a curated record. Bases 1 to 279 code for a protein of 92 amino acids. NCBI's taxonomy places the organism in Eukaryota, Fungi, Ascomycota, Eurotiomycetes, Eurotiales, Aspergillaceae. The transcript has 2 exons.